This is a messenger RNA of Lagopus muta (rock ptarmigan), 963 nucleotides long. It is a transcript of the gene C6H11orf91, whose product is annotated as chromosome 6 C11orf91 homolog. Lineage: Eukaryota; Metazoa; Chordata; Aves; Galliformes; Phasianidae. The coding region runs from base 424 to 834 and encodes 136 amino acids. The transcript has 2 exons. The record is from RefSeq and is a predicted model, not a curated record.
GUCCCUUGCGGUGUUUGAUUGUUUUGCAUACACGGAUAAACAGAAAGCUACAUACGGGCGGGUAAGUGGAAGCUCCUGGCAGCUUCCAGAGCAGAGCUCCUUGCACAUUCGCUGCAAGCAAAGCGCUGCGCGCACCUAAAAGCACUCCGAGCCCCAGAUAGGGGCAGCUCAUUGACUUUUCCAGCACAUUCCCCCCAGAGGCGGCACUUACAGCUGCUGCGUCUGCACGUCGCUCCCUGCAGCUCCUCCGGCUCUCCUCCUCAAUUCACCGGGAAUGGCAAGAGGCGCACGGCCGGCCUUCGUAUCGCUGCGCCGGAGCGCGUUGCGCUCUCACCGCGUGCAGCCGCGGGGAAGGUCGAGGCACGGGCGGUCUCGUGUGCGACCGUUAUCCGGGACAAGCGCCACCGGCGAGCGGGCAGCGCCAUGAGCGGGCAGCCUCCGCAGCGGCCGCGCUAUUUCCCUCAUUUCCACGACCGCCCCGAGCCCGACGGCGGCCCGUGGAAGACCUUGACGGCUGCGUGCUGGCCGAGGCAGUCCCCGUCUCCCUCCGGGGUUUCCCGCUCGUCCGCGGAGCUGGCGCCCAUCGACUACGAACCGCUGCGCUUCUUCAGCCCCCCGGCGGCCGAGGAGAGAGCGGCGAAGCCGUCCGACGAGGCGUCGCGGCUGGAGGAGGAGAUCUGCGAGCUGGGCAUCCGCGUGAAGGAGCUGGAGCUGCUCGCCCUCAUCGGCGAAGACUUCGACGCGCAGCAGUAUAAACUUUUGAAGGCACAGAGAGAAGAAAAGAUAGAAUGCUUGAAAGCAGUGAAGAAACAGAAGCUGCAGCCCCCAGUGUGAUGGAGUUGUGUCUUCUGGAUGUUCCGUACUAUGGAGUAUUUUAAUGGAUCUUCCAUAGUAUUCCUUUAUUAAAUUAAAAUUUGUUAUAUUCUCUUGUUAACAAUUUUUGUCAUUUCUCUGGUAGGAGAU